CGCUAGCUUUUUCAGUUUUAAGUGGCAAAAAUAACACGUACUGCGGACAAUUUCCAUCUAGUUCGUCAUUUGUGGCACCUUACCAACAUGAUAUUAAACUAUGGCGUCCCUUAGUACAUUUCCUACGUUUUAAAAGCAGUUUUUUUUGGUCGGAGGAUGACGCAGGAUUUCUGCAAAGCGUCAAAUUUACAUUGGCUACUGUUGACAUAAUCAGUAAGAAGACGACAAUCCGAGUCACAAGACUUCUUCUGAGCUGCUGCUUUCAGGAUUAGAAGAGAUGGAAAACCCCGGGUACCGCAGCGGCAGCUUUGACACUCUUCAUCACCCCAGUGACGACGAUGAUGACGAGAUGGUGGACAUUGCAGGAGCCACGCUGGACUUCUCCAACGCUGACGACGACCCUCCCCUCAGCUCAGGACCCUAUGAGGAGCCCAGCAGCAGCAGAGCGGCCGGGAUGAACGGGAGCGGCCCCAGCAAACUGGUGGACCCCCUGGAGGAAACGCUUCCCGGGUUGGGGACCUACGAGGACUUCAACACCAUCGACUGGGUCCGAGAGAAGAGCAAGGACCGGGACAGACACAGAGAGAUCACCAAUAAGAGCAGACAGUCGACGGUGGCUCUGCUGCACAGCGUCAGUGAUGCCUUCUCUGGAUGGCUGCUCAUGCUGCUGGUGGGACUCAUGUCAGGUGCUCUCGCCGGCGGCAUCGACAUCGCCGCCCACUGGCUGACGGACAUGAAGGAGGGGAUCUGUCUCGUCGGCUUCUGGUUCAACCACGAGCACUGCUGCUGGACGUCCAACGAGACCACCUUCCAGGAGAGGGACCGCUGCCCCCAGUGGCAGAGCUGGGCCGAGCUCAUCACAGGGACAGCAGAGGGUCCCUUUGCCUACAUAGUGAACUACAUGAUGUAUAUCUUCUGGGCUUUACUCUUCGCCUUCCUGGCCGUGGCGCUGGUCCGGGCCUUCGCUCCGUACGCAUGCGGCUCAGGAAUACCCGAGAUUAAAACCAUCCUGAGUGGCUUCAUCAUCCGCGGCUACCUGGGGAAGUGGACCCUGAUCAUAAAGACCAUCACCCUGGUGUUGGCCGUGUCCUCGGGGCUCAGCUUGGGGAAGGAGGGCCCUCUGGUGCACGUGGCCUGCUGCUGCGCCAACAUCCUGUGUCACCUGUUCACCAAGUACCGCAAGAACGAGGCCAAGCGGAGAGAGGUGUUGUCUGCAGCAGCGGCGGUGGGUGUGUCCGUGGCCUUCGGUGCUCCCAUUGGAGGAGUGCUGUUUAGUUUGGAGGAGGUGAGCUACUACUUCCCUCUGAAGACGCUGUGGCGCUCCUUCUUCGCCGCGCUGGUCGCCGCCUUCACGCUGCGCUCCAUCAACCCGUUCGGGAACAGCCGGCUGGUGCUCUUCUACGUGGAGUUCCACGCCCCCUGGCACCUGGUGGAGCUGGCCCCCUUCAUCCUGCUGGGGAUCUUCGGGGGCCUCUGGGGGGCGCUGUUCAUCAGGGCCAACAUCGCCUGGUGCAGGAGACGUAAAACCACCCGUCUGGGUCACUACCCCGUCAUGGAGGUGCUGGUGGUGACGGCGGUGACGGCGUUGAUCGCCUACCCCAACAGCUACACCCGCAUGAGCGGAGCGGAGCUGAUCGCUGAGCUCUUCAACGACUGCUCGCUGCUCGACUCCUCGCAGCUCUGCGGAUACAAACAGUUGAACAACACAGAGACCGCUGUGGGAAACAGCCUGGCGGACCGGCCCGCAGGAGUGGGUCUGUACACGGCCCUCUGGCAGCUGGCCCUCGCCCUUAUCUUCAAGAUGAUGAUCACCGUGAUCACCUUCGGCAUGAAGGUCCCCUCCGGGCUCUUCAUCCCCAGCAUGGCGGUGGGAGCGAUCGCGGGCCGGCUGCUUGGAGUGGGCAUGGAGCAGCUGGCCUACUACCACCACGACUCGUUCCUCUUCAAAGGGUGGUGCUCCCCGGGGGCCGACUGCAUCACGCCGGGGCUCUACGCCAUGGUGGGCGCCGCCGCGUGCUUAGGUGGUGUGACUCGUAUGACAGUGUCCCUGGUGGUCAUCAUGUUCGAGCUGACGGGGGGGCUGGAGUACAUCGUGCCCCUCAUGGCCGCCACCAUGACCAGCAAAUGGGUGGCGGACGCUUUCGGGAGAGAGGGGAUCUACGAGGCUCACAUCCGGCUGAACGGGUACCCCUUCCUGGAGGCCAAAGAGGAGUUUGAGCACAGCAGCCUGGCGGUGGACGUGAUGCGGCCCCGCAGGGCGGACCCCGCGCUAGCCGUGCUCACGCAGGAGAGCAUGACAGUGGGGGAGGUGGAGACCCUGGUGGAGAACACUCACUACAGCGGCUUCCCUGUGGUCGUCUCCCAGGAGUCUCAGAGGCUGGUGGGAUUCGUACUCAGAAGAGACCUGCUCAUAUCUAUAGAUAACGCCCGGAAGCGUCAGGAGGGCAUCGUCAGCGCCUCUCAGGUUCUCUUCACCGAACACGCUCCGGCUCAGGACCCCGACGGCCCCCCGCCCAUCCGCCUGCGAGGCAUCCUGGACCUGAGCCCCUUCACCGUCACAGACCACACCCCCAUGGACAUCACUGUGGACAUCUUCAGGAAGCUGGGGCUGCGCCAGUGUCUGGUCACACAUAACGGGAGGCUGCUGGGAAUCAUCACCAAGAAAGACAUCCUGAAACACAUGGCGCAGAUCGCCAACAGAGACCCGGACUCCAUCCUCUUCAACUGACCCUCCUGUGUAGAGCAGCGGAGGAGAUUAAACACCAGCUUGGAAAUGAAACGCACCUUUUUUUUGUACCUCUUGAGCUUUCAGAAAGCUUCGGAGCAAAGUAAGUCGAGCUCCAUUUGCACUGGCGACCAGAAAGAACAAUGGACGUUUCUUGUUCCUUUUUUUUCUGGGUAUCAUGGAGGCGUUUUUUGGCUUUUCCCAAAGAGACUGCACAGAAAAACCUUCAGAAAGGAUGACUCAUCCUCGCUCGUUCAGGAGGACGUAGCGCAGAUACACAGGAGAAAUAAGUCAGUGCACACCUGCUCCUUUAUUUGACUUCUUCCAUUCUUUAUUUUCUCCUUUUUGCUAAAGAAAUGUGACUCCAAGAAGCAAAAAAAAACCCCUUAUCUCCUUCACAUUAACAGAGUGUGCAUUUAGUGGGAGUGGGAGGAGAUGAUCUGGGAGUUUUUUGGGGGGCUCCGUGCUGCCCCGCGGCCGUCUCUGCAGGCCCAGACAGAGCGCUCCGAGCUGGACUGAUGGAUGCAUGAACUCACCCCCUUCCUCUCCUCCUUCCCUCCCCCCCUUUUCUCUGAGGGAGCCUCGGGGUGGAUGCAUACAGGAGUGUGAGAAGAGGAUCUCAUACACACACUUUACACUCCAUAAAGACCUUGUGACAGCCUGGGAACCACAAACGACUCCUUAUCCUUUCUUUAUCCAGAACUAUGCAGUGCUGUGUUGCCAGGCAGACUCCGGACGGCAACACGGCAGUUUUACUAUAUAAAACAAUUAAACACAUGCUGAAAAACCAUGUCAUGCCUUACGGAAGGGUGUGUGUGUGUCAAAAAUACAGAGAAUCAUGACACGUAUGUUAAUUUAUGUAUAUGUACAAUUGUUUGUCCCACUAAAUUAUUUCACUGACUUCAA
This is a messenger RNA of Eleginops maclovinus (Patagonian blennie), 3631 nucleotides long. It is a transcript of the gene clcn5b, whose product is annotated as chloride channel, voltage-sensitive 5b. Gene Ontology annotation, molecular function: voltage-gated chloride channel activity. NCBI's taxonomy places the organism in Eukaryota, Metazoa, Chordata, Actinopteri, Perciformes, Eleginopidae. The transcript is spliced from 17 exons. The record is from RefSeq and is a predicted model, not a curated record. Gene Ontology annotation, biological process: transmembrane transport; chloride transport. Bases 278 to 2728 code for a protein of 816 amino acids. Gene Ontology annotation, cellular component: early endosome; synaptic vesicle; plasma membrane.